AUGAUGAAGGCGGAGGGAGAAUCGAAUGCGCUGGAGCUGAGCGGAGCAGAAGAAUCAACCUUCUUCUCCUUCAAUCACUGCCUCUCAACCUUUCACCAUCGUUCGUCUCGCCACGCUGAAGCCACCGUACAACCUCUCUUUCCACAUUCUUCAUUCUUGCUUCUGCAUGAUUUCACGAUCUCCUCCGUCUUGUUUCAACGUCUCACGAUCGAGCCUCCAUCUCCGUUCGUCAUCGUUUAUGCUCCGUCGAUCUCAGCUUCUACAUCACCCCACCUUCGCUUCUCAGUCAAAGUAUCCCCGAUUCGACUUCUACUUUUUCGGAACUUGAUGAUAAUGAUGAAGAUUAGCGGUGGUAUUGAAGAGUCUCUCCGAUGGAACUUAAAAAAUAGGCAGCAGUGGCAUAGCAGACUGUUCUGGACUGAUUUAUAG
This is a messenger RNA of Vicia faba (fava bean), 429 nucleotides long. NCBI's taxonomy places the organism in Eukaryota, Viridiplantae, Streptophyta, Magnoliopsida, Fabales, Fabaceae. The record is from the annotation of a GenBank genome assembly.